UCGACACUUCUCAUCGUGUCUUAAACACAUUUAUUAAUAACACAAAAUCCUCACUUUUAUAUACCCUGAACAAAAUAAUUAAGAAGAUGACUUGCAUUGCUUCUGCGUUUAAGGCUUUGUGUUUGUCUCUCUUGUUCGUCGCCGCCGUUGCAAGUCGUCCGACCAACAGGCCAAAGGUUUUUAACGUCCACCGCUAUGGUGCCAAAGCUAACGGAAAAACUGAUAACACCAAGGCGUUCACAAACAUAUGGAAAAGCGCAUGCACAAGGAAAGGUGGUAAUAGUAAAAUCUACGUACCGAAAGGAACGUUUUAUCUCGGUGGUGUAGAGUUCGUAGGGCCAUGCGCGAAUCAGAUUGAAUUUGUUAUCGAUGGAACUUUACUGGCUCCUUCAAACCCCAGGGACAUUAAGAAUGACACAUGGAUCCAAUUCAGGUACAUUAACAAUCUUAUUAUCUCCGGUGCCGGUACACUCGACGGCCAAGGGAAAGAGUCUUGGCCACUAAAUGACUGCCACAAAAACCCCAAUUGUCCUAAGCUAGCUAUGACCAUGGGAUUUGCAUUCGUGAACAACUCAAGAAUCAAUGGGAUAACAUCACUCAACAGCAAAAUGGGACACUUCAACUUCUUCUCUGUCCAUCACUUCAACAUCACUGACGUCACUGUAACAGCUCCCGGCGACAGCCCAAACACCGAUGGGCUAAAGUUUGGGUUCUGUAGCAACAUUAACAUCUCCAGGACACACAUUGGUACAGGAGACGACUGUAUCGCCAUCCUUUCCGGAACCACCAACAUGGAUAUCUCUAAUGUCAACUGUGGUCCCGGACAUGGGAUCAGUGUCGGAAGCUUAGGGAAGAACAAAGAAGAGAAGGACGUUAAUGGCUUAACCGUAAGAGACAUAGUCUUUAACGGCACUAGCGACGGUAUUCGGAUCAAGACUUGGGAGUCUUCAGCUUCGAAGAUCUUGGUUUCUAACUUUGUGUACGAGAAUAUUCAGAUGAUUAACGUUGGAAACCCUAUCAACAUCGACCAGAAGUAUUGUCCUCACCCACCUUGUGAAAAGAAGGGAGAGUCACACGUUCAAAUCCAAGACCUUAAAUUAAAGAACAUAUAUGGAACAUCGACAAACAAAGUGGCGGUGAAUCUACAGUGUAGCAAGAGCUUUCCGUGCAAGAAGGUUGAGCUAAUUGACAUUAACCUAGAGCAUAAGGGAGUCGAGGGUGGUCCUUCCACUGCGGUAUGUGAGAAUGUUGAUGGUUCUACACGUGGCAAGAUGGUUCCUCAGCAUUGCCUGAACUGAUUCAACGACCCAUGGGAACAAUGGCCGUGUGUUGUACUAUUUUAUAUUUUCUUAUGUUUUUUGUAUAAUUUCUAGUUGCUGUGUUG
Brassica oleracea var. oleracea is the source of this 1384-nucleotide messenger RNA. Its product is annotated as exopolygalacturonase. NCBI's taxonomy places the organism in Eukaryota, Viridiplantae, Streptophyta, Magnoliopsida, Brassicales, Brassicaceae. The transcript has 4 exons. The coding region runs from base 87 to 1298 and encodes 403 amino acids. The record is from RefSeq and is a predicted model, not a curated record. Gene Ontology annotation, biological process: carbohydrate metabolic process. Gene Ontology annotation, molecular function: polygalacturonase activity.